CGCUUUUAGCGGUCCGUUCUCUACCGACACCGAUUGCCUGGUAGUUGCUACAACCCCUUUGCAACGUUGCAAAUUCGUGGAAAAGGGGCCUUAGAGUCUGCCUACCCUUCGUUUCUUCUAGGGUAGGUAGUGUUAAAGAAACGAAGAUGCACGAUGUAACGCUAAACCACCAUGCAUGAGCGACGACUAUUCCAUCAACUCUCGUUGCUCUUCUUCCUUAUCCUGUCAUGUUUUCUUCUGUACCACCUGUUUUCAAUUCAGCCAGUCGAGCAACCCUUCCACCAGAACCUCAUGUUCAUCCCCCAUUCCGAAUCUUACAACUACACUUACCCCACUCACUUACUGGCAUCAAACGAUUACACCACCUUGGUCAAUUACAGCUUCACAUUCGAUAGGCUGAACACCGGAUGUAAUGAUUCUACUUUAUUACUCAUUUUAAUACAUUCAUCACCUGGAAACUUCAGGAAGAGAACGGUUUUGAGGUCGACAUGGGCACAGAAAAACGAAUGGACUAAAAUCUUGUUUGUUAUGGGCAGGACAGAGAAUGAAACCAUCCAGAAAGAACUGACAAGAGAGAAUGACUCGUAUGGCGAUCUAAUACAAGGCAGUUUUUUGGACACGUACAGAAACCUAACCUACAAGCACAUAACUUGUUUGAAGUACGCCAUAUACCACUGUCCUCAAGCAAAAUAUAUCCUUAAAUGCGAUGACGAUAUCUUUGUUAACAUGCCGUUAUUAAAAAACUUUUUGAACUUUGAUUUAUCACCUUUUGGUGUUAGUAACGCAAUUCUAUGUCCUCUCAAACAUCUAGCACCUGUUUUAAGGACGUACCGAUCAAAAUGGAGGGUUAGUUUCGAAGAAUACCCUGAGAUAACCUACCCAGACUACUGUUUAGGCUGGGCAAUACUCUAUAGCCCAGAUGUGAUCUUUCAAUUGUACAAAUCCGCUCAAAAUUCGUUGAAUAUUUUCUGGAUAGAUGACGUCUACAUUACUGGAACUAUGGUGGCUAAAAUUAAUGUCUUUCACACUGAUAUUAGUGAUCUAGUGAUUACGUGGGAGGACCAAAAGUAUUUGGUUAGUAAGAAUGGGUAUCCUAGGAAGGAUUUUUUGUUAGGAAGGCCCGAUUUGACUGAGAGUGAACUAAGGGCGCUUUGGAAAAGAGUUACGUCACUGGAGGCUCCAAAAUCGAUUUGGAGACGCUCUGUCGCCGAGGGAUAUGUCAGAUAGCGUAUUUAUUUUUUUAGUAGGGAUGUUGAUAUUUAAAAAAGUUCGAUAUUUUAGUAACGCUAUUUAAAAUAAUAUGUCGAUGUAUCAUUUUACCUUGGAAGUACGUUUUACUUGGGGGAAACACUCAAAUAGGUAUUUGCGUUAUAAGUUUGGUAAAUUAAAUUUUAUAGUAUGAGUGGGAUGUUUAUUUUCAGAAUUUGGAAAAGAAUAUUGUAAAAGUUAAUUGCGUACGAAUGACGUAGAUACAAUGGUUUAUUUUAUACUCUUUGGCAGUAAUUUUAUACUGUUAAAAUAAAUAUUAACAGUAUAAACACAAUACAAAAUUUUUAUUUUUUCAGAAUACGAAAUACCGGGUGUGUCUCAAAAGUGGCUCACCCCCUAUAA
This is a messenger RNA of Sitophilus oryzae (rice weevil), 1611 nucleotides long. RefSeq names its product lactosylceramide 1,3-N-acetyl-beta-D-glucosaminyltransferase-like. The transcript has 2 exons. Gene Ontology annotation, cellular component: membrane. Bases 172 to 1227 code for a protein of 351 amino acids. The record is from RefSeq and is a predicted model, not a curated record. Gene Ontology annotation, molecular function: hexosyltransferase activity. NCBI's taxonomy places the organism in Eukaryota, Metazoa, Arthropoda, Insecta, Coleoptera, Curculionidae.